UAAACUUAAACCGAACAGAUUUGUCACGAAGAAGAAAUCAGUGUAGCAGACACCAUCCAUCCCUGAGCAAAGGUGAUUCCUUUUUUCCCUUGUUUUCUGAUAUCUUAAAGAAUUAUUCUGAGGUUUUUGAUUACUUGAAAUAUUGUGUGUGUUUCGUGGAGGUUUAUAGAUUUCUCGUUUAGGGUUUUUGUGGUUUAAUCUGCUUCUUCGCCACUGAUUCUGAUACAUUUUUUCACUUUUUGGGUAAAUCUUGCAAUUGAAAUUCAUGUGGGCUAUCUUUUGGUUGUUCGUGUGAUUACUCAGUGUAGGUUUAGUGACUCAUGUAGUGGACUAAACCAAUUGUUGUUGGAAAGCUGUUAACUUUUUUUUUAUUAGGGAUUUGAGGAUCAUUCUGAAAUGAAGAAUUUUUCGUUUGUUCAUUAUUGCUCUGUUAUUAUGCAAUUUUAAACUUGUGGCUGGCUUCAAAAUCAAAUUUUUUACUCUUAUUUAACAAUAAGAUUUAUGUUGAUCCUGAACUAUGUUUAUACACUCGGGUUGAAUUUAGUUUGAGAGUUAUUUUUCUUUGAUUUAGAUAGAAGAAAAGCUAUGACUGAUUUGCAAAUGGAGGUAGAGGUAGAUACCAAUUCUUCUUUGCAGGAGUCUCUCCCGAAGCCGCAAGUCAUGUACAGAUGUAAGAAAUGUAGAAGGAUAGUUGCUAUUGAGGAAAACAUAGUCCCGCAUGAACCAGGAAAGGGUGAAGAAUGCUUUGCUUGGAAAAAGAGAAGUGGAAACUCUGAACAAGUGCAAUGCUCUUCCAUCUUUGUCGAGCCUAUGAAAUGGAUGCAGACAAUACAUGAUGGAAUGGUGGAAGAGAAGCUUCUAUGUUUUGGAUGUAACGGGAGAUUAGGUUAUUUCAACUGGGCUGGGAUGCAAUGUAGCUGUGGUGCAUGGGUUAAUCCGGCUUUUCAGCUUAAUAAAAGCCGAAUAGACGAGUGUAAAUCCGAGCCAAACCCGAACCUGAAUAUGGAAACUUGAUGAAAAAGGAGAAGAUGUAAACUCUUGGAUAACUAAAGAUUGAUAAAAAGAUCAAAUUAAAGCCUUAUUGUAUUGACUAUCCCUAAUGGGGUUUUUAGUUUCAUUGUUUAAAUUCAAACAUAGAAUUAGUUAUGUGUAUUUCUUUGUUCUUUCUAAAUUCUAAUAUUAGGGACACAAAAGAAUUAGAGGC
Molecule: messenger RNA, 1204 nt
Organism: Arabidopsis thaliana (thale cress)
Lineage: Eukaryota; Viridiplantae; Streptophyta; Magnoliopsida; Brassicales; Brassicaceae
Product: dual specificity protein phosphatase-like protein
Exons: 2
Coding region: 586-1014 (142 amino acids)
Source: RefSeq, marked reviewed